Suncus etruscus (white-toothed pygmy shrew) is the source of this 2374-nucleotide messenger RNA. RefSeq names its product Myb/SANT DNA binding domain containing 2 (gene MSANTD2). The record is from RefSeq and is a predicted model, not a curated record. The transcript has 4 exons. Bases 1 to 1710 code for a protein of 569 amino acids. NCBI's taxonomy places the organism in Eukaryota, Metazoa, Chordata, Mammalia, Eulipotyphla, Soricidae.
AUGGCGGCGCCCUGCGGGUCGGAGCUGGCGGCCGCGUCGUCGCCGCUCAAGAUCCCGAAGAUGGAGGCCGGGUCGCCGGCGUCGCCGGGGGGCGGCCUGAGCGACGGGAACCCGUCGCCGUCGGACCCGUCGACGCCGCGGGGCGCGUCGCCGCUGGGCCCGGGCGGCGCGUCGGGCGCGGGGCUGCCGGGGCCGGGGCCGGGGCCGGGCGCUCGCGGCGCGGGGCCGGGGCCGUUCGCGCUGCCGCCGGGCUCGUCGUCCGGGGCGGCGUCCUUCCCGCCGGGCUCGUCGUCCGGGGCGUCGGCGGCGGCGGCGGCGGCGGCGUGCCGCGGCAUGUCGUGGACGCCGGCCGAGACGAACGCGCUGAUCGCCGUGUGGGGCAACGAGCGGCUGGCCGAGGCGCGCUUCCAGCAGCUGGAGGGCGCGGGCACGGUGUUCGGCGGCAAGGCGCCCGGGCCCGCCAUGUACGAGCGCGUGUCGCGGGCGCUGGCCGAGCUGGGCUACGAGCGGACGCCGUCCCAGUGCCGCGAGCGCAUCAAGACCCUUCGCAGGUGUUACAGUCGGGUGAAAGAACAUGGUGUUGGGAAAAGAAAGAGCAGUUACACAUUUGAACAGUUGGAACAGGUGUUUGGUCAGGGAGGAUGGGAUGCUCAGCCCUGCCAGCCUGUACUUAUUAACAGUAGUGGCUUGUACCAGGAGCUGGAGUCAGAUGGCAGCACUAUGGAGGAGUAUUCACAGGAGGACUGGGGAAACCACAGUCAGGAGCUCCAUGGUUACCCCACAGAUCAGGAAUUGGAUGAAAUACCUGUCACAAAGAGAGCAUUAAAAAUAAAGCAGGAGUCUUCUGAGGAAGCACAAAAGAGAGACAUCAUGCAGAAUAUUGUACAGAUUUUGGAAUCGGUACAAUUGAAAUGGGAACUCUUUCAGAGCUGGACAGACUUCUCACGGCUUCAUCUCUCCAACAAACUAGCCAUUUUUGGAAUCGGUUAUAACACUCGCUGGAAAGAGGACAUCCGUUACCAUUACGCUGAGAUUAGCUCCCAGGUGCCCCUGGGCAAGCGGCUCCGGGAAUACUUCAACUCGGAGAAGCCCGAGGGACGGAUUAUCAUGACUCGGGUGCAGAAGAUGAACUGGAAAAACGUCUACUACAAAUUUCUGGAAAUCACCAUCAGCGAAGCCAGGUGUCUGGAGCUGCACAUGGAAAUCGACUGGAUCCCCAUCGCCCACUCAAAACCCACGGGCGGCAAUGUGGUCCAGUAUUUGCUCCCAGGAGGUAUCCCCAAGAGUCCCGGUCUGUAUGCCAUUGGCUACGAGGAAUGUCUAGAGAGGCCGCACUCCCCCCAUGGGGACCGGCACUCUUUGGACCCAGGAAAGGAGGGCCGGGCUGAGCUAGAGUCUCUCUCUGCACAAGCCUCAUUGCAGGUGGAAAUGGAGCCCACCCGCAUCACUUACUGCUACCUCGGGAUUGCUGAAGUGAGGACUCUCCAGCAAUGCCUGUUCUUACACUUCCAAGCAAACACCAAAACCUUCAGCAAAGAUUGGGUCGGCAUCAAUGGGUUCUUGUCUCAAAACUGUCUGGUAGAUCCCGGUGUUUCUCCCAAAUCUAUCUACAUCAAGUUUGUGGAGGUCGAGAGGGAUUUUCUUUCCGCUGGCUCUUUAGUUGAGUGCCUGGAAAAAGCCAUCGGAUACCCCUUGAAAUUUAAUAACUGAACGUCAUCCUUCAUAAGGAUUUGGGCUCCUUCCACCCCAUUCCAUCCCAUCCCAUCCCCACACCCUUGUACCCAGACCACCCUCCCAAUCCCAUGCUGCCAACACUCUUCAUGGGAACUAGGUGCCAUCAGGCCAGAUUGACUUCUGAGGGUCUAUAGACUGGGCAGGAAAUGGAACUCCCCUGGAAAUGCUUGUUGGGAACAAGCGCGGUACACAGUGAACUUACCUGGUGGGUCAGCUGGUUUUUUUCUAAAGAAAAAAAAAAGCAAACCCAUCCAAUUUUUAAAUGGAUUUUAGAGCCCUGAUAUAAACAAAUGUAGGUACAUUCCAUAUUGGACAAGACUUAUACUUUGUGUUUCAUAUGAAAUUAAAAAAUAUUGUAUUUUUUUCACAAUGUUUCAUUUUUACACAUCUCUAUGUCUAUAGAAGUAUUAUGUACAACCCUGAAUAAAUAAGCAAUAGAUAAUGAACAUGUCAAAUCUUGAAUCACAGUAAAAAAAAAAAAGACUCUUUUUCAUAUCACACUUAGUGACAAUUCUAGAGAAUUUAGCGUUUCAUAUUUUGCACCAAGUAAGUGUUUUGCUAUUCCCAGUCAGUGUUGCCUGCAAAACCCUUCGUUUUUGUGAUGUACCACUUCAUGGUUGUGUUGCCAUUGAAACUUUUU